Messenger RNA from Vigna unguiculata (cowpea), 2673 nucleotides. RefSeq names its product Prolyl oligopeptidase family protein. The record is from RefSeq and is a predicted model, not a curated record. Lineage: Eukaryota; Viridiplantae; Streptophyta; Magnoliopsida; Fabales; Fabaceae. Gene Ontology annotation, molecular function: serine-type endopeptidase activity. Gene Ontology annotation, biological process: proteolysis.
AAACACAAAGCAGGGGUUUAUGUUUUGUGAUGCGGUAAAACCCUUCACCCAAGUCCAGCUAUGCGCCCUCUGCUCCGUUUCGCAUGCGUGGCUCGGCGCCACUACAAGGCGGCGCCACCGCCGAGUCCACCGAAGGCCCCGAAGAAGCCGCAGAAGUUCAGUUUCAAUGGCAUAACGUGGGAAGACCCUUACAGCUGGAUGUCUAAGGUGAGCGACAAGGUGGCGAUGCGUCACAUGGACGUGUACAUGGAGCAAGAGGAGAAGUACAGUGAGGCCGUCAUGUCUGACUCAGAGAAACUCCUCAACAAGCUCCACUUCGAAAUGGCCUCUCGCAUGCCCUUUGACCUCUCCACCCCUCCCCUUCGCUGGGGCCCCUGGCUCUACUACCGCCGCGUCGAAGAGGCCAAACCCUAUCCCAUCCUCUGCCGAAGGUUGGCUAGCUUGAACGAUGAUUUCAUUUCGCAUAACUAUCCCCCCGCAGGCUUCGAUUUCACUACGGGUAAAGCCAUUGAACAGAAGCUCGUUGAUUAUAAUCUAGAAGCCGAGAGGUUUGGAGGUUAUGCUUAUGAGGAACUCUCUGAAGUUUCACCUAAUCAUCAGUUUCUUGCAUACACUAUGUAUGAUAAAGAAAACGACUACUUCAAGUUAUCCGUGAGAAAUUUGAAUUCAGGUUCGUUGUGCAGUAAGCCUCAGACAGAAAGAGUUUCGAACUUGGCGUGGGCUAAAGACGGACAUGCAUUGCUUUAUGUUGUGACAGAUCAGAAAAUGAGGCCUUACCGUAUCUACUACAGUCUGAUUGGAUCCACUGAUGAAGAUGUUUUGCUUUUGGAAGAGUCAGAUGAAAGUGUUCAUAUUAAUAUUAGGCACACAAAAGACUUCCAAUACGUGACUGUGAAUACAUUCUCUCCCACAUCAUCAAAGGUCUUUCUAAUAAAUGCAGCUGACCCGUUGUCUGGCUUGAAAGUAGUUUGGGAAUGUGAUGUUAUAGCACAUUGCAUAAUUGAACAUCACCAAGGUUACCUUUAUUUAUUUACAGAUGCUCCCAAAGGUGGGCAAUCAGUUGAUUAUCAUUAUCUUCUUCGUAGUUCAGUGGAUAAUCGUUCAAGUACAAGAAAAUGGGAGGAGGUAUUAGUGGAUGACCCAGAUUUAAUUAUUGAGGAUGUUGAUUUUAGUGAUAAGUACUUAGCCCUCAUUGUAAGGGAAAGUAAAAAAGUCCAACUUUGUUCAGUUGGACUACCAUUGCCCUUUGGGAAGGUAAUGGAAGAGAAUUUACUAUAUCUGGGGCCACUCAAACUGAGGAAGCUGGACCUACAGUACUUGUCAUUACCAAAACAUGUUUGCCAAAUUUCGCCUGGACCAAACUAUGACUUUUUCUCUUCUGUCACACGCUUCAUAAUAUCAUCACCUGUGAUGCCAGAUGCUGUGGUUGAUUAUGACCUUGCUACGGGUCGGUGGAACAUCAUUCAACAACAAAACAUGCUACAUGACAGGACAAGAAUACUGUACGGUAAAAAUUCUGCAAGUAUUAGCAUGGAGUCCUCAAAUUCCAAACACUCCAAUCCUGUGAAUGCUAGUUUUGAAGAUUACCACUUGUGGAAUGAUCUGUCUGAGUUUUAUGCCUGUGAGCAAUAUGAGGUCCCUUCAUUUGAUGGAACUUUUAUUCCUUUAACUAUUGUUUUUUCGCGUAACAAUAAGACACAAGCUAAAAAAUCGGGGAUAUUGCAUGGACAUGGAGCUUAUGGUGAAUUACUUGAUAAACGGUGGCGCAGUGAACUAAAAAGCCUCCUUGAUCGAGGUUGGGUUGUUGCAUAUGCGGAUGUUAGAGGUGGAGGUGGUUAUGGUAAGAAAUGGCAUAAUGAUGGGAGACGCACAAAGAAGCAUAACUCAAUCAAUGAUUACAUCUCUUGUGCCAAAUUUCUCAUCGAAAAUGAUAUUGUCCAUGAAAACAAAUUGGCUGGUUGGGGAUAUAGUGCUGGAGGACUUUUGGUUGCUUCUGCCAUUAAUCGUUCUCCAGAUUUAUUUCGUGCUGCAGUCUUGAAGGUUCCUUUUUUAGAUGCUACCAACACUCUUCUGUAUCCCAUCUUGCCUCUUACAGCUGCUGAUUAUGAAGAGUUUGGCUACCCUGGGGAUCUCGAUGAUUUUCUUGCAAUUCGAGAAUAUUCUCCAUAUGAUAAUAUACGAAAGGAUGUCCUUUAUCCAGCUGUAUUAGUAACAUCGUCUUUUAAUACAAGGUUUGGGGUAUGGGAAGCAGCAAAAUGGGUUGCACGAGUUCGUGACCUCACAGUAUACGACCCUAAGCGGCCAAUAUUGUUGAAUUUGACCACAGAUUUAGUAGAAGAAAACCGUUAUUUGCAGUCCAAGGAAUCGGCAUUGGAGGCUACAUUUCUCAUCAAGAUGAUGGAAUCUUAGAUAUCCACCUAUCAUUUGCCCAAUCUCUGAAAUACACUCCCCAUUUGCAACCUUAUAUGGAAUUCAAAUUACAGUUUCAACCAAUAUCUGGUCAGGAGUUCUGCUUCGAAAUACUUGCCAUCCAGUAUUUUGGCUUAUAGCCUUCUAAUUGACACUGGAACAUUACUGGCUUAUCAUGUAAUUUGAAGUGCAUUAAAAUUUACUUGUAAAUGUUACUUUGCGUCAUCGUUUAAGAGCAUAGUGCAAUUUUGGUGUUAAUGGUAA